GUGACUCGCAGAACCCUUACAUGUGCCUAAAUUUACGAAAUUACACAGAUGGCACCGAUACACAGAAAUUACGGACGCCCCGUGCCGGGUUUUCGACGCUUUCGUCUACUGUCCGAUCUCUUCCUUGGCCGAUAGGGGGGAGGUGGAUUUUAUCGUUGGUGGAUGGCGUCCAAACUGCAUCAGCUUCGAUCUAAGGCUGUUCAAGCCUCGGAGUUUGUGGCCAAGAACGGGUGCGCUUACUACAGGGAGCUUUUGGAGAAGAACAAGCAGUAUAUUGUUCAACCGCCCACCAUCGAGAAGUGUCAAGAACUGUCAAAACAGCUGUUUUACACACGUCUUGCAAGCAUCCCUGGUCGUUAUGACUCAUUUUGGAAGGAGCUUGACGGAGUGAAGCACAUAUGGAGAAACAGAAAGGAACUUAAAGUUGAGGAUGCUGGCAUCGCAGCAUUGUUCGGGCUUGAAUUAUAUGCAUGGUUCUGUGUUGGUGAGAUAGUUGGAAGAGGGUUUACUUUCACUGGCUACUAUGUUUAGAACCCCUGGUUAUGAAGCAAGUUGACAAUAUCCCGGUCUAAAUUUUUAUUGUUGGAUGAUGAGUUUUUUACCUCA
Musa acuminata AAA Group (dessert banana) is the source of this 606-nucleotide messenger RNA. RefSeq lists its product as uncharacterized. Gene Ontology annotation, molecular function: proton-transporting ATP synthase activity, rotational mechanism. The record is from RefSeq and is a predicted model, not a curated record. Gene Ontology annotation, biological process: proton motive force-driven ATP synthesis. The coding region runs from base 163 to 531 and encodes 122 amino acids. Lineage: Eukaryota; Viridiplantae; Streptophyta; Magnoliopsida; Zingiberales; Musaceae. The transcript has 3 exons.